UUUGUACAGCACUCUUUUCAUUCUGAACGCCGCGGAAAAUUUAUAAAUUAUAAAUUUUAAUCUUAAAACCUGAACUAAAAUGGACCCAGUACGUACGGAUGAAGUCCCUAAUGAGCUGGGCGAUGACAUUUCGGAUAUUGAUCUUCAUGAUGUGCCGGCCCAACUGGAAAAUACAUUGAAGCCGACAUUCCAUGAGACCAAAAGUCUUUUCAACAUUAACAUUGACGAAGUUUUUGAAAACACCUCUGGCGAUGAGGACGUGGAGGUGUAUAAGGAGGACAUCAAACUCAAGCAGCAGGAGUGGAUUGACUUUAUGGUUAAGGCAACCAAAAAGGGCGAGGAAGCUCUAAAAGAUUACGAGGCUACCCUAGCGAACCGAGAGGAUCUAAACCCGAUCCGCGAGUUCAAGCCAAAUGCAGAGCAGCAGGCCUACUUGGACCAGGGUCCCGACUUUCAGAAUUUCAUCAGGGGCCACCUGGAAUUCCGUAAGAAUUUUAACGCGUUCCAGGUGAAACACGAGGAAAUGAAGGAGUUGCAAGCCCGCAUAAUGGAACGCUGCCAGCUGCGCCUAAACUUUCUUGCCUACAACGCCAUCAACCAAAACUUGGCCACUGCACGCAAGAAGCCAGCAAAGCGCGGUUGAUUUUCAAUAUAUUUUUAUGCUUAAUUAAAAGUUGAUGAAAAAAAAACAAACAAAAUAAACACUGGCUAACAAAAUGGCUUAGCUUCGAAAGUAUUAAUUCUAA
Messenger RNA from Drosophila obscura, 746 nucleotides. RefSeq lists its product as uncharacterized. NCBI's taxonomy places the organism in Eukaryota, Metazoa, Arthropoda, Insecta, Diptera, Drosophilidae. The coding region runs from base 80 to 643 and encodes 187 amino acids. The transcript is spliced from 2 exons. The record is from RefSeq and is a predicted model, not a curated record.